CGAUGUUCUUGUCAUGAAGUCAAUUAUUUUCGCGCGGCUUUGACCUCGAGACCAUUCAACACAACUCUUCGGAACGAAACGCGACAAACUUGCCUGUAAUCGACACAACAAAGCCCUUCUCUUUGAACGCCCGCCCAGCAUGGCGGCCGAGCAACGGAAGCUGCUUGAGCAGCUCAUGGGCGAGCAGGCCAUGGCAGCGCCAGGCGCACAGCGUCAGACGGCGCUGACCAUGACCGACUACAAAGUAUGCCGAUCCUAUCUCUGUGGCAGCUGCCCGCAUGAUCUUUUCACCAACACGAAGCAAGAUCUCGGUCCGUGCAGCAAAGCGCAUCAGCCCAACCUCCGCGAAGAGUACCAGAAUGCCUCAGAGGAGCAAAAGCGAGAAUGGGGGUUUGAAUUCGACUAUCAGCGCGACAUAGCCAAGUAUGUGGGCGACUGUGAUCGUCGAAUCGAUCAAGCACAGCGACGUCUUGAGAAGACCCCGGACGAGAUACGCCAGACCAACGCGCUAUUGAAGCAGAUCAACGACCUGCGAGGAACGAUUGAGUGUGGUAUUGAGGAGGUUGAGAUCAUGGCAGAGGAAGGCGCGGUCAAUAUUGCAGUCCAGGACUACCACGCUAUUCGACUCAAAAAAUUACAGAAGGAAGAGCGGGAACGGGAGCUCAAGGCGUUGGCAGAUACAUCAGGACCAUCAGGCCACCAGAAGCUUCAGGUUUGCGAUGUCUGUGGUGCAUACUUAUCUCGGUUGGACAAUGAUCGUCGUCUUGCGGAUCACUUCUUUGGCAAAAUGCACUUGGGAUACGCUCAAAUGCGCAAGGAGAAUGAGAAAUUGUCAAAAGAGCUCAAAGGACGUCAACCACCAGUGAGGAACGAGCCCACAGAUGACGGCUCAAGGUACGAUGACGGCUAUGGACGAGGCAGCUAUGGUGGAGGUGGUGGUGGUUACGGCAGAGGUGGAGGAGGAGGUGGUGGUUACGGUCGCGGUGGUGGUGGUCGAAGAGGAGGGCGAUGGUGAAAGGGGCAUAGGCUCUCUUCUCUCGCCAUCUCUACGACCCCAUUUGAAUUUUAGCGUGGAGUUGGGGCGUUCAGAUACCGGGUAUUGUCGUUUCUUGACCUGCAAUUCGAGGAUGAAAUGUACCUUACUGUAACAUUGACCCGAUCAUCAUUGUAUCAUCAAUUGAAAAAGUACACUCUCGGCCGCUCUACAGCGUCGCCCGUUUGCUCUCGGUCCCAUAGCCGACGGUCGGGCUGUAAACCGCAUUCCAAAGGCCGUCAGCUGUUGAGCGAACGUAUCAUUCCGCUGUCCAACUGCAUAUUCAAGUAAAGCUUCAAGAGCAAGGCGCACACGGCCAUCUCGCGCGCAGUCGUAGUUUCAGAAACAAGACUUGUACACAGAUUGUGCUUGCGACUCUAUUCGGAUUCGGCUCUACCUAUGGAAGUCGCUCCUAUUGUUCGUUUUGAAGGGCUCC
Molecule: messenger RNA, 1469 nt
Organism: Dissoconium aciculare CBS 342.82
Lineage: Eukaryota; Fungi; Ascomycota; Dothideomycetes; Mycosphaerellales; Dissoconiaceae
Product: LUC7-domain-containing protein
Exons: 1
Coding region: 140-1015 (291 amino acids)
Biological process (GO): mRNA splice site recognition
Cellular component (GO): U2-type prespliceosome; U1 snRNP
Molecular function (GO): mRNA binding
Source: RefSeq, a predicted model, not a curated record